Tinamus guttatus (white-throated tinamou) is the source of this 930-nucleotide messenger RNA. The record is from RefSeq and is a predicted model, not a curated record. NCBI's taxonomy places the organism in Eukaryota, Metazoa, Chordata, Aves, Tinamiformes, Tinamidae.
CAUUACUUUACAGAUGAGGAGUUCGAAUGGAAGGGGCCUUUCUACUUCAUCCAAGGAGCAGAUCCUCAGUUUGGGCUGAUGAAAGCCUGGGCCACUGGAGACUGUGGCAAUGAAGGCGAUGAGUGGGGAGAAGAGAUCAAAUUAACAGAGCAAGCAGUGCAAGCCAUCAACAAGCUGAGCCCCAAGCCCAAGUUCUUCGUGUUGUGCGGAGAUCUCGUUCAUGCAAUGCCAGGAACUCAGUGGAGAAAGAACCAAGAACAAGAUUUGAAGAAAGUUCUGCAGAACACGGACCAGGACAUCCCACUCGUGUUUGUCAGCGGCAAUCAUGACAUUGGCAAUACUCCAACCAGAGAAACGAUAGAAGAUUAUUGCAAGAACUGGGGAGAUGAUUAUUUCAGCUUUUGGGUCGGAGGUGUUUUGUUUCUCGUGCUAAAUUCUCAGUUAUAUUUUGAUUCUUCUAAAUGCCCCGACUUACGGCAAGCCCAAGACAUGUGGCUUAAUGGUCAGCUGGCUGCAGCGGAAAAACAUAAGUGCCACCAUGUGAUAGUGUUUCAGCACAUCCCUCUGUUUCUGCGGACACCUGAGGAAGAAAAUGACUACUUCAACUUGGAAAAAGCAGUUCGUCAAGAGAUAAUGGAGAAGUUUCACAAAGCAGGCGUUAAGGCUGUAUUUUCUGGACAUUACCACAGGAAUGCUGGGGGUUCCUACAGAGGACUGGAAAUGGUGGUUUCAUCGGCAAUAGGAUGUCAGCUGGGAGAAGAUGAACAUGGGCUUCGAGUGGUUGUUGUCACAGCUGAAAAGAUUGUUCAUCGAUAUUACAGUUUAACUGAACUGAGCAGCCAAGGAAUAGAUAAAGAUCUCAUGGAUAUGCUUGGCAAGCAAAAUUAGGCUGCAUCAAAUCCCUUUCAACUCAAGAGGUUGAUGGGUGUU